CAGCGAACACCCGGCCGAGGCCCCACGGCGCGCCGCGGGGGGCGUGGCGGCGGCGACCUCUCGGCUCCCGCCGCGCCGGCCGCACGCACGCGCACUGCGCCCAGCAAAAUGAGGGUCGCGGCUCUGAUCAGUGGUGGGAAGGACAGCUGUUAUAAUAUGAUGCAGUGCAUUGCUGCUGGGCAUCAGAUUGUCGCUUUAGCAAAUCUAAGACCAGCUGAAAACCAAGUGGGGUCAGAUGAACUGGAUAGCUACAUGUAUCAGACAGUGGGUCAUCAUGCCAUUGAUUUGUAUGCAGAAGCGAUGGCUCUUCCCCUCUAUCGCCGCACCAUAAGAGGAAGGAGCGUGGAUACAAGUCAAGUAUAUACCAAAUGUGAAGGUGACGAGGUUGAAGAUCUCUAUGAGCUUUUGAAACUUGUUAAGGGCAUCACUAGAGUGACCUUGCUUGCUGAAUAUGAUGCUCUGAAUCUCCAAGAUUUUCACAUGCGUUUGGAAGUGGGCAGUCAGGCGAUUGUUUACAGGGCUCCAAAUGGACUGUGCACUCACAGCAAGUUUGAUAAACACACAUUUCCUCCUUUUAUCAGUGAGAUUGCAGAAUGUGAAGUAUGAGUUUCCAGUUUUACUCAUUCCCCUCAACCCUUUUCCUGUUUAAAAACUUAGACAUACUAAUUGGAUGCUGAUCUGUCCCUGUUUUUCAUUCUGCUUACUGAUAGUUGACGGCUUAUUCCAAUACUUACCUAGGCAAGGUUUGGCAGUUCUUCAAAAAUAAACUUUCUAUGUAUUCAACUUAAAGGAGAUUCAUCCCAAGGAAUGUAAUGUGAGCACUAAUUAACAGUAAUGACUGCUAAUCACUUUGCUUUUUAUACUCCUUUAGGAGCACUGCUAUUAUCCAAUGUAGUUAAGUAAAAUGCUUGUAUAUGAAUCAACAGUGCUGCAUCCUUUUAGCAGCUAUUGCUCACAAUCAAGCUUUGCAUAAAUUAAAGUUAACUAAAAUUGGUUUUAAUGCUACAUUUCUUUCUAUAAUAGUAAACUAAAAUGUCUAGUUAAAUAUCCUGAAUAUUAAAAAGACAUUACCUGAUUUUUUUUGUAGUCAUCCUUCUGGUAGACGAGAAGCAAUAUUGCAAAUAAAUUUUCUCACAGUUCAGGACAUUUUCUCUUAGAUUUCUUCAAAAUUACAUGUGACAUACUUUUCAUAGUCACAGCAGCACUUUCUGUUGUAAGCAUUUUAUCAGAUCAAUGAAAAACAGUAGGCUUGUGUUUAAUUUUUCUGAAUUUGUGCAUUUACUUGCUAGAGGAUCUUACACUUUCUUUAAAUUAUAUAGUCCAUUUAUAUAAACUCGGCUCAUAGGAUUGUGCAUUCAGUGUUGGUAAAAAGGGUUGUUUUAUUAUGUUUAGUGUAUUAUUAGACUAUUAUAAAAGCUUUCUGUUUAUUUAAAUGCGUUCAACAUACCUACAAACUGCCUUGCCUCAGGAGGAGACUGAGCAAAACUCAUAAAUUAAUAAUUUAAGGAAGCAAUACUCAAGUAGCAUUUUGGUUAAGCUAAUAAGUUAAAGCCUUACAGUCAGUGCUGGCCACUUUAACAAUGCUUUACUUUUGACUUUUAUUGGCUGAAAAUAACUUGUUAAACUGGGGCUUUUGUAAUAAAAUGAAAUCUACAUACCAUCUGAAGUCCCUUCCCUUCUUUUUGAUUUAUAAGUAGGUUGAUGUAUUAUUGAAGAAGUUUUAACACUUUCACAGUUCUGCACUUUGAUUUCAGAGAAGGUGCUAAUCUCUCUGGAAGUCUGAGAGUGACAAAAUGACUUGUAUACUGUUUUUCUAGGGAAUUUGGGAUUCUUUAUUAGAUGCUGUAGUUUUAUGAUGAUACCUGUAUUGCUGUUGAUUUAUCUAACAUGUGAUGUGGUGUUGUGAUUUGAUCUGCAUUAAUGGAGGAUCCUCCUUUCUCAUAUUAUCUCUGGUUGCCUGGUCAUGGUGUUAUAAUUCUUAUAGGUAACGUUAGUGUUUCUACAGAGGGUCAGCAAUUCAGGGCAUUAUUUUUAAAUUACCAAAAUAAAAGAAUUUAAUUUUCUUUUCACUUUUGUAUUAUUUGUAGUGUUAAAAAUUUAGAUUUUUGGUGAAUAAACAAGUGGAAAAAAUUAAGUGGCAGUGUCAUAAGGAGCUUUAUAUUUUAUAUACUAGUCUUAUUGUAAUACAUUGCAAAUGUGUUUUAAAAAAAACUUUGGCACUGUACUUAAUUGAAUUUAGUUUCAAAGAAUUGUAACAGGAAUGCUGUGAGAGAACAGAAAAUAUAUGGAAGCUUAAUUGAAUGCUAUCCAUAUGUAAUUCUAAGAUUCGUGAGUAUUGUUGUAUGUAACUUAUUUUAUAUGCCAGUACUGUUGCACAAUAGCACAAAAUGCAUGUCAAUGAGGAAAAACUUAAUUUCUUUAUUUUGCUUUGAGUUUGAGUUUUUAUGUGUAAUAAAAUUACAUUUAAAAAAGGUGAGGAUUCUGAUUUCGAUCCAUAUUUUUAUUUGUUUUUUUGCAGUGUGUUUACUUUCAUGUGAGAGUGAUUGAUCUAUAGCUGUCAUUUUACUUAAAGAGGGGACAAAUGAAAUUGGCCUUUUAGACAAAAGUAUGCAAACAGACUGCAUUCUUUCUGCUGAUAGAAUUAUGGAAGGAUUGCAUGAGGCGCCACAUUCAUUUUCCUAUUGAUUGUGCAAAGGAUUCUGCAAUGAGGUGCUGUUUCCAUUGGAUAAGAAGGUGCUAUGAUUAGUUACCUUUCUCAUGAAAGCACUACAAAGGGAAAUGCAAAAUGUGUGCAGUGCAGUGUUCUCAAUUUGACAGUUGUUUUUGUUAACUUUUUUGCCCCAUUGAAGUCCAGCCUAUUUUAGAAAAACAUACAUUUGGUUUUUUCCCUUAUAUUAGGCUUAGUAGAUUUCCAUGCAUUUGACCCUUUGAGGAAAUUACACGUUAUAGACAGUUUUUCUAGGCUUCUAUUGUAAAGCUUCAAAGCUAAUACAACAGUGCCCUCUAUAGUCUUUUAGUGAAUAGUAGAUAAAUAUAGAUCAUUUGAAAUAUUCAGGUAAGAAGCAGGAUAUUUAAAUUUAAUUUUUGCUCAGACAAGAGACUCCUUUUUCCUAAGUCCACAUUCUUGUUUUUCACUAGCAGCUUUACUUUAAACAAAGGGAACAAAAGACCAUUCUGAGUUUUCAUUUAGAAUUAUUGGCUACCUCUUGUUGUUACCCCGUGGUAAAUCUCAAGUUUUAUCAGACAUUCAUCAGAGUAAUUUGAGAUAGAAGGAAUCUUACAAGCUGUACUGUCUCUUUAUGAAAUAUCUUUUUGAAGUUGAGUUCCAAUAGGAGUAUUUUUUAAAAUAAUUUAGUUCCUUUGUACUCAUUUUUUUCUAUUUAAUUAGAGCCAGAGUGGGCUGUCUAGAACUUAACUUUUACUUGUUCCUGAACUGGAUAACCAGGCUUUAUACAUGAUGUUACUUACAUUCAAACCAAGGUAGUUACACAAUGACUAAAGUAUUUGUCAUUCAUUAGCAUUGAUUUACAUCGUAGAUUUCCUUUCCUCCUGUUUAUGGGUGCCUGUUUGAUUAUAUGUUGAUAGCAAGAUUUUUCAUUGCAAAACACAACUUUAUGUGAAGUUAUUAGAUGGUGAUAAAAGCAGGCAUCAUAUUUAGCUAUAAUUAGAAGAGAAAAAUUCCGUGAGCUAAGUUUAUUUUGCUUCUGAAAGUGGUUUGGUAAAGAGAGCAUGGGUCCAAAUCCUAGCUUCUCCAUGUAUUCACUAUGUAAUUUUGAACACAUUUCCUAACCUCUGAGCUUGCUUUCUCAUCUGCAAAAUGGGAUUAAAAAUAGUUUAUCUUUUGAGGUUUUUGUGAGUGAUUAGAGAUAAUGUAUAUUAAUUGGCCAAGUCAUUAUAGAUGCUCAAAUGGUAACUUCAUUCUAAGAAUCACAGUGUGAAGGUAAAUGGUGUUGUUUUGUGUUAGGGAAGUUUUAAUAUAAAUCUAGAACACAUUUAAUACACUUUAGAUUUUAAAAAAUUUCCUGUCUCAUAACUUGUGAUGAUUUAUGUGAAUCAGAAAGCUGCCAUGGCAUUCCUUGAUAAUGUGAACUGACAAAGUGAAAUGAGCAUUUCCUACAGACUUCUCCAAACUUCUUAAUAGGCCGUGUUUAUAAACUUUAGUUUAGUAGACAUUUACCCACAAAGCCAAUAUUUGGCAAAUGUGAAAACAGACGAUAAAUGAAACUAAAGAAAAGUCUUUUGUUUUUUUCACUUAGGAUACUUUUCAUUUACCUAUGUUCUUAGUAGUAAUCUAGAGCCCUUAUUCAUAUUUUGCUUUCUCCACCCAGCUACAAGAAAGACUGGUGUGUAAAAAUAGAUGAAUGUGGAGCUUUUCUAGUCAAAGUGGAGAUGUCCUUUGAGGGAACAAAAUUUAAAAGCCACUUGGUACUGUACUGCAUAUGUAUGUGUGUGUGUACGCACACACACACACACACACUCUUUUUGUUUUGUACAAAGGCUUUGUUCUACAUUUGUUUGAAUUCACAGUGUCUAAUUCUUUAUGUGGCACAUGAAGGUACUCAAAUAAUGUAUACUGAAUACAAAAUUUUUUGAACAUCAGGCCUUCUCUUAUUGUUAUAUAAUAUUUGAGAUACCAUAUGUAUUAAAAUGUACAGUUUAAUGGGGCAACAUAAUAUUACAGUAGUUGCUUCUCUGGGAACCAUCUAACACAAGCAUGCUUCCAGUGUAAUUUAUCAAUUUGUUCUUUAAAAGUCUAACAAAUUGUUGUAACUAAAUGUAAUAAUGGGAAAUGAAUGAAAAAAAUUCAGAACUUGUCUUUGAGAUGAUUAAAAGCUGCUGUAUUUCACAAUGAUGAAUUUAGCUAAAGAUUCAGGCAUUUCAAAUGACCCAAUGAUAAAAAUAAUCUUGCACAAAGAAAUUCUGAAUUGAAUUUUUUCAACUUUCAGUAAAGCAGUUUUUCUCGUAAAGUUCUUAUUUGUGCAUCAUAUUGAUUUUGAAUAACCUUGAACUUAAUAUUGUAAUAAACGACAUUGUUUUUAGUAUAUUACUUGGGUUAAAAUUGAGAACUGCAAAACUGUCUUUUUUAUCAUUAUAAAGAAGGAACCAAUGUUUUAAGCUGAUAGAAUGAAAAUGAACAAGCUCUUAAUAAACCAAAUAUGGUAGUUCUUUUUAAAGUAACGACCAGUUGCAGUAAGAAACAUGUUUAGAGUUAAAUUCUGGUUUAUAAGACUGACAAGAUGCUGUCUACCCAAAAAAAUAUGAAUAAGGUAUUUUUUCUUUGCAAUGAAAGUACAAAAUUAAGAAUCCGCUUAAUUAAAAUAAUGAUAAAUGUAGAUUACAUUACUGAAGACAGUGAAAUACAGCUGCUCUGUCUAGUGAGAGCCUGCAUAAUUUACCAAGACUGUGCAAAGAAGCAAUGGAGCAGCCACUGCAGACUGUUAGAGGAAAUGUCCUGUUUAUUCUACAUACAUUUCUUUUUUUAAUUAAAAUGUCAAUGAUAAUUUUAUAGCAGUCCUCCAAAAAAAAAUCCUUCUUUGAAUUUCUUCAAGGUGGUAGAAUAUGAGACGAGAUCAUUAAUGCUACUGAAUGAAACAGAUUAAACCUGAGGAAAAAAUAGCAUUUUAUUAUUUUUUAUUAAUUCAGUUUUCUUUAUUAUGAGUUAACAUUGAAGUAUAUGAUGCUAUACCUGUUUUUUCACAUGAGUCUUGUGGGAGAGAAAUCUGGCAAAAUCUUUGAAUGUACAUUUUAUUUAAAAACCUUUUGGAGCCACAAGCAAGAUUUGGGUAGAGUCAUAAGUAGCGUUGUUUACAAAUAAAGAUGUGGCUGUGUGUACUGUGGAAUUCUCAUUGUGGGGCAGACAGGAUUAGCUGAGUGGUACUUCCUGCUCAACUGUAUCACUGGAUUGUGAUGAGAAAUGAUGUAUUGCAUGUGUCAGUGUCUAGAGACCAAAAAGAGGUUGAGAACCCCAGUUACACUGUAUGUUUUCAUCUUUUACUUUAAUGAUGACCAAUGAUAUAUUCAUAAUUACAUGUGUAUAUUUAGGAAAACCAAUAUUGCAUGUAACAAGGAGUGCUGGUUUUUGUUUGUUUGUUUUUUUGCCUAUGAGGGAUAAGUGGGGACUCUGGAGUCAGAGUAGUGUGGGUUCUAGGCUCUACCACAUGCUAACUGUAUGACCUUGGUUUACUUAACUUCUCUGCAUCAUGGCUUUCACAUGUGUAAAGUGGGGCUAGUGAUAGUAUCUAUAUCAUAGGGUUGUUGUGAGUAUUUAAUGGGAUAAUCCAUGUAAAGACACCUCAAUAUAUGUUAACUUACAUUUAACUUAAUAUAUUAUUAUUAUUAAUCACUAGAUAUAACAUUUCUCUUGCAUUGGAGCAGUAGAGCACCAACUUAAUAAGAUCAUUAUUAUCUGUUGAUCUGGUUCUUAGAUAAGUUAACCAUGCCCUUCUGUGUUUUCAGAUAUACUGUGGUAGAAAUUCUGCUGCUCUUUAUUUUGUCUUUAAUUGUCUUUUCUCCUAGCGCUUCAUGUAUCAGUUGCUUUAGCAUUGGUGAAAAUGAUGUCACAGCUUGUGCAUUUCUAUAUGUCUUUUUGGACUAUGCUUUAGCUUGAUACUGGCUAGAAUUAAUUGAAUAUUUUCCAAGGUUCACAUUUUUCUAAAGGGUCUUUCAGGUGUCCACCUACUAAAAGUUCUUAACUAGGAAAGCUUUGUAGGCAGAAAAUGAACACAUCACUAAGGAUUUGAAAAGUUUGUAUGAGAAAACAAUAGGAGGAGGAACUUCAGAUGAUUUUAUUUUGUAUGCUUUUUUCCUUAGCUUCAAUAAAAUGGUAAAUACAAGAGGUGCAAAGAUAAGAAGUCAGGCACUGCAUAACCAUAUUCAUAAUAUUUACACAUACCAUAUGAGUUGUAGAAUGUUAGCAUACAUUUAUUUUUUUCUCUUGGUUUGUUCCAGACUUAGCUGCUGGAGAUGUAGAUGAUUAAGGGACAAUGCUCGUCUCUAGGACUUAGUGCUUUGAGUUUUAAGGAAGAAAGUUACUGCUAUAUAUUCAUCAAAAUUAUUAUUUAUGAUGAAUUCUUUGCUCUUUUAAAAAUAUUUCAUGUUAUUUGUAGUGUGCUUCUUUGUUCCAUGACUUGGCAUUCAUUCCUCCUUUUCUGGCCAUCGUCACUGCGUUUUUCCUAAGAAUCCUGUGGUCUUUAAGGCUCAGUGUUGCUCUAUCUGUGCCUGUUUGGGAAUUAUACUUAUGAUUCUUAAUUUAGCUUAAUUUUGAUUAAGACAUUGAAAUAAUUUUUCAGUUUAUUCUUAACCAAUUUAGUCUUAGAAUCUUUAGGUUUCUUUCCUGUCUUGGUCCUCGCCAAUAGAGAGCAAUUACAUAUUAACAUAGUUUUUCAGUGCUUCCACCACGGUACUACUAUAAGGUGUUUGCCAAAGUGAAGUAUGAUUUAGUACUAAAAUUAUAUCAGACUUCCAACUCACUGUAUCCUGAGGUCAUUAAUUAGACAAUAUUUACUUUCCUAUUUUAAAUUAGUUGCUUUGAAAAGCCAGAAGCCUCCUCCCAACCCCUUAUUUAUGGACAUCUUCACAUUUAUUUCAGAUAUUCUUUAGGGCUAUCAUAGACUAGAUUCUGUUGGAGACUAGGUAAUAGUAUGUACUUUAAUUCUGGGUUAAUAUCAAAGGGCCUUGUUUUCAGAUGGAGUUCUUGAGCAUUUAUACUUAUGUAGAAAUUUUAUCUUCAGCUUUGAGUCGUCUGAUUUCUCCUUCAUGCUAUUGUGCAUAUAGUUUCUUCUCUCGUUGUUACUUCUGUGUGUAUUUUAGACAAAACAAUGCUAUAUAAUAGGUAAAACUAAUCUAGUUUGUGGAGAUUUUACAUAGUUAUAAGAUGGCAAACUUAUGUUGAUGCUGUCUGCUUUAUGUUUAAUUCAUAAUUACUGAUUCCCUACUGUGUGUAAAAUCGCUACAUUUACUGAAUUCCCUGUAUUAUAUAAUGGAUUUACCCCAUGUAUUUAUUGACUUGGAAUCAAUUGAUCAGUCAAGCAAUCUGAAAUAGAAAUGAUUAUGAAGCAUUUACAACCAAGAAAAAGUACGGGGUAAUAUAGUAAGUUACAACUUACUGUUACUAAUUAACAUAGUAGCUAAAGUAUUGUUCUAUAAAAAACAUAGCUUGUAGAUUAUACACAUAUUUGAGUAUAUAUACUUUUUGUUAUCUGGACGGUUUAAAGAUGUGUUUUAACUGUGUUUGGCAAAAGAAAAGAAAAAAGCUGUCUUUAUAGCUAUCAACUUUGUAGAAAAUAAAAUGAGGACCUAUCAAUUUUGUUUUGUUAUGUUUUGAUAAUAAGUUGUUUCUUUUCUUAUAUUCAACCCAGGAAUUGGAAUAAGCCUCCUAAAACUGUGUUGUUAUAAUUUAUUUUCUUAACUUAUUUGCUGUAACUAUUUCAUACUUUUGCGUAGUAAAAAUAACAUUGGCAUUGAUGAUAUCCCCUUUGCUUUCUGUGUCUAGUUACUAAAUUCUAGUAGAUCUGACUUUUCUGCAUUCUUUUAUUUUACUUUUUGUUGUUUUCACAUUUAAACUGUCUGUUUUUUUCAUCUGUCUUCUACCUCUCCAGUAGUUGGAAGAGCUUCUUCCGAGCAGGUUCUUCUCUUCAUGCAGACAAACCCACUUUCUUUCUUGAAUGGAAUAGCUUCAUUGUAACCUUAUAGGGUUCUCACCCUUGUUCUUCAUGCCUUGUUUUUAAUCUAAAUUAUUACUUAAUUUUCUUUGAUACUUACAACAAUUGUGUUUUUUAAGUUAAAGAAAAUACAUAAAAGUAUUAAAAAAUGAAGUUCUUACAAUUCAGUCAUUCAGAGUUAACAUUUUGACAUAUUUCCACAUGCAUAUAUUUAACACACAUACAUAGAUAUAUACACACAUGUAUGUCUAUGUAUAAUCAUUUGUAUAUAACUUUGUAGACUGCUUUUUUUAACUUAGGACAUCAGGAGCAUUUUUCCCUGCCGUUAAAAUCUCUGUAUGAACAUAAUUUAAUGGCUACUUAAUAUUCCAUCAUGUGACUGUGUAAUAGUUUCCUUAAUGAUUCCCUAAUUUUGUAAAUUAAGUUGAAUCUAAUUUUUACUAUAAAUAAUAGCACUUUGAUGUGGGUACAUCAAUUAUUGUCUACAUUUUAAAAAGUUAAUUCCUUAGCAUAGAUUUCCAGACGUGGAAUUAAUGAAUCAAAGUAUAUGAUUAUUUCUAAGGCCAUAGAUGCAUAUUGCCUAGUUGAUUUCCAUAAAUAGUAUACCUGUUUAUGCAUGCAUUAUUUAUAUUUUGAAAUUCUAAGUCUUUGUUUAGUGUAUCUGAAACCUUAACUUGGAAUUCUAUUUUUACAUUUCCUGGCAUUUGGUGAAUACAAGCUGGGAGUAGCAUUCUGCCCAUCUUUGAAUGUGUUUUAUUCUUGGAACAAAACCAAAGAGAUGUGUGUUAGGGCAGCUCAGUCAUGUAAUGCAAGGCAUAGGGUGAUAUUUUUCCACCAUUAUUGUGAAAAGUCAGUUUUCAGUGAUUUAACAGGGCUAUAUUCAAUAGGCAACCAGCUGCAAAGUGGGAUGCAUUUUAGUAUACGGUAUACUAGUAAUGUGCCAUGCAUUUGAAUUCAUAUACAGAUAUAGACACAUAUAUGUUAUUUUUUAAGCAGUUAUAGAUAUAAUGCUAAUUAUGACACUUUUUUUC
Messenger RNA from Equus caballus (horse), 9691 nucleotides. Lineage: Eukaryota; Metazoa; Chordata; Mammalia; Perissodactyla; Equidae. The record is from RefSeq and is a predicted model, not a curated record.